Rhineura floridana is the source of this 1870-nucleotide messenger RNA. RefSeq names its product reprimo, TP53 dependent G2 arrest mediator homolog (gene RPRM). Lineage: Eukaryota; Metazoa; Chordata; Lepidosauria; Squamata; Rhineuridae. The coding region runs from base 608 to 937 and encodes 109 amino acids. The transcript has a single exon. The record is from RefSeq and is a predicted model, not a curated record.
ACGAGGAGGAGGUGGGCGUUUGCGCGCGCUCCUCGUGUCUUACGCCAAAAGAGCCGCUCGGAAGCACGGAGUUGGUCGCUGCUUUGCUUUCGCCCGUCAGAUCGUCCCCGGCGCUGCGCUCCGCUAACGACCGGACCUGCUCUCCCCACCCUCACUCCCUUUUUUUCUUUUAGAGAAGUGGCUCUGCCAGCGCCGCGCCCUCGAGGUUCUCCGUCGGCGCCUUGCCUUGCUUGCUGCAGCCUCCUCUCGAGCCGAUCCGGGGCGCCCUUUCCUCGGAGCAGCCGCCUGUCUACCCACACCUCCCCGUGGUGAAGCGGCUGGGCGAUUUCCAGCCGGACAAGUUCGGAUCGUCCAGGAGGAGGAGAAGGAGACACUUGGCGAGCGCGGGAUCGGAGAAAAGGAAAGCCGCCCCGCCACGUUUCUGGAUUCCCGCCUGGGACGGCCAGUCCAGCAGGAACUCGCUCUGACGCCCUACAAGUCCUCCUGGCGCCUUUUCCGCCUCUGCCGCAUGAGGCUCGCUGGGCUAGUAGUGACACGCCGGGGCAGCUGUUCCGCUCUCCUCUUUCUCCUCUGACGCCGGUUCCUUCAGCCUCUGCCCGCUAGGGUCAUGAACGUCUCGCUGGGGAAUCAGACCGCUGUGGCGGGGCUCUUCCUGGCCAACAGUAGCGACUCUCUGGAGCGGGUGCUCCGAUCCUUCACGCCGAGGUCGGUGGUGACCGACGACGGCUUCGUGGUGACGGCCCCGGACGAGAGGAGCCUGUACAUCAUGCGCGUGGUGCAGAUCGCCGUCAUGUGCGUCCUCUCCCUCACCGUCGUCUUCGGCAUCUUCUUCCUGGGCUGCAACCUGCUCAUCAAGUCCGAAGGCAUGAUCAACUUUCUGGUGAAGGACCGGAGGCCGUCCAAAGAGGUGGAGGCAGUGGUGGUGGGACCUUACUGACCUCCCCCCUAGAAGGAGCCCGCCUAGCCGCUCCAACCGCUGCCAGGAGGGCUUGGAAGUGGCCUGUGCUGUUGCCUUCACGGAACUCUUUUCUCGCGGCCAUGGUAGGACAUCUUGAAGGGGGGGCGUGGGAGGGGCCGUUGGAAACAACCGGCACCCCGCUCUCCUUUUCCCUCCGUGAGAGACACCGAGAGGACCAGGCAAGUUAGUAGGAGGGAAGCCAAAUGCUUUUCCCUCUGGGAGGGAAACGAACGCCUGGCACAGCGCAGUUUCUUCACCUCAGCCGCUGGAGAGGUGGAGGAAGAUCUCCAGUCUUGCCUCUCGGCAAUGGCAUAAAGGUCGUGCAGUGGGGAGGCAUGGGGUGGGAGAGAGAGACAGGGGAAGUACUGAAGCCGGGAAGCCUUCUAUCUAAAAUUAUUUUUUGUGUCCUGUAAAUAAGCAGUGUAAAUGUACCCAGACUAAACAUUCCUAACUUUGCUGCUUUUGUUUAAACAACAACAAAGUGAGGGAAGGGGGUGCAGAUCAUUACUUGGACUGUAAAAACCAUUAAGCUCUCCUGUGGGCCCUUUUCCUUCAGAAGGGGGAGGGCAAGCACAUCAUAUUCGGGGGUGCGGUGGGGAGUCAGGUUGUGCUUUUUUUUCUUUUGUGGGGAGGGGGUGAUGGUACCCUAGAACGGGUGUGCAGUUUGUUGCCUGUAACACAGAUACCAGUGCUGAUGUGUGAAUGACAUGGUUUUGUGAGUCGCCUACUUUCUACUGUAGCUUUCACCUUUUUUAAAAAAAAAAUGUAUUCUGUCGGGGUCCAGUUUGUAUUUUGUACCCAUCACUUCUUGAUGCUUGCCUGCUGCUAAAAGCCAGGGUGCUUGGUUGCUGCACCUGUGGCUUUAUAAAUUGCAUCGGUUUGCACAGCCACCCCCCCCCCGAAGAAAUGCUC